GAGGAAGAUGCUGCUGUCUGGAGGAGUCACGUGUCCGCCCGUUACCGGAGACUGGAUUACGGAGCCGCUUCGCUGUGUGCAGUGGCUGUACGAGGAGAGUGGGGCUCUUCCAGGCUGGAGCAGAAGGUGACAAACUAUUUCCAGGAGAAGAUACAGGAGAAGCAGUCAUGCUGGGUCCCCAGUCUGAACGAUGUCCCCCUGCACUACUUGAAACCAAACAGCCUGGUGCGUUUCCGCUGUAUGGUACAGGACAUGUUCGAUCCAGAGUAUUACAUGGGAGUCUAUGAGACCGUGAACCACAGCAACAAUGCAAGGGCUCUGCACCUUGGCAAAUACCGGGAUGUGGCGGAUUGUACGCCACAGCAGGAGGUGGACAUAAACUCCUCCCGGACAGUCGCUGCAGAACGGCAGACCUUCUACUGUGUGCCAGUUCCAGGAGAGUCUUCCUGGGUAAAAGAGAUAUCCUUUGCUAGUGCCUCACCAGUUUCCCCCUCCACUUCCUAUGUCCCCAACCGCCACAAACGCAGCUACGAUGAUGAUGAUGAACACACUGCUACCCCCAGAGAACAGCACACAGGUAAUGCCUCCCCCAACUUAGAUGUGAGUGGGCUGAAUAUUCCAAAAAGGCAGGAGAUGGAGUCACAGAAGAAGCUGCAGGAAAUUGCUCCAGUCAGCAGCUCUCCUUUGAACCUCAAUUUCCCUCUCCCUGAUGAGAAGGGACCAGCAUGUCUAGUAAAGGUGUAUGAGAACUGGGACAGUUUCAAAGUGAAUGAUGUUCUGGAGGUGUAUGGUGUGUUAUUGGUGGAGCCAACCCUAAGUACUAUAAAUGAGGACAGAGAUUCGCUCAGUGCGUGUUUGGACCCUGCAGACAGUAUGGACACUCUGGAGGAACAGCGAGUACACAGUCCUCCCACUUCUCUUGUGCCGCGAAUCCACGCCAUCAUUGUACAGAAAAUGCAUCAUAUUAACCCGCUAAUCCCAAACUCUGUCUGCGAGUCUGAUGAAAGUAAACAAUGUCUGGCCAGUUUCAUGGCAGAGCUGUCCUCUGUGCGAUCAGAGCUUUUAGGCUUUUUGACACACGCUAUGCUGGGGGACAGCCUCGCUGCUGAAUAUCUCAUCUUCCACCUCAUCUCCACAGUGUAUGCUCGCAGGGAUGUGCUGCCGCUGGGGAAGUUUUCUCUGAAUCUCAGUGGUUGCCCACGGAAUGGCAUCUUCACACAACAGUUGUAUCGUGUGGUGCAGCAGCUGGUGCCCGCAUCCUAUUAUCUCCCGAUGACCAUUGAAAACAUGAACAGCUUACGCUUUAUCCCCCAGAAGGAUUACACUGCCAACCGUCUGCUAAGUGGCAUCCUGCAGCUGUCCUCUAACACAUCACUAUUGGUGGAUGAAACGUUGCUGGAGCAAGGUCAGCUGGACACCACAGGUGUCCGUAAUGUCACUGCGCUGGGUAAUGUGAUCACCUGGCAGAAAGUGGACUACGAUUUUAGUUACCACCAGAUGGAAUUCCCCUGUAAUAUUAAUGUGCUCGUCACCUCAGAGGGCCGAUCGCUGCUUUCACCAGACUGUCAAGUUCACUUGAAGCCGCAGCUGAUGCCCCCCAAUAUAGAACAGUAUAUGGGGGCUUUGCUGUCUACCGUCCAACCAUCCUUGCUCAACAAGUUCCGUAUCUACCUAAGUCUUCUACGGCUGAUGGACUACAGCAUUUCUGAGGAUGUUACCAAGUCUGUCGAAGAUGAUUUUGUGGACAUGAGGAAGGACGAUCCACAAAGUAUGAGUGCCGAUGACCUGCACAGAUUGCUGCUUGUGGCUCGGUUGCUUUCACUCAGUUCUGGCCACAGAUCUCUUUCCCGGGAAAGGUGGCACAAAGCCAAACAGCUGGAGUCUCAAAGGAGAAGUCGUCUCCAAGAACAGAAACAUUUCAGCGGCAAUGAACUUUAA
Molecule: messenger RNA, 1938 nt
Organism: Staurois parvus
Lineage: Eukaryota; Metazoa; Chordata; Amphibia; Anura; Ranidae
Source: the annotation of a GenBank genome assembly